AUGAUCAGAAUAGCACAACAUGGUGUCAAUAUUAGAACAAUACUACAGCGCCGUCACAGACCCCUGCAACUACAAGGGUCGCACCUACAUCAGUGUACCUCCUUGUACAAGUACAUUGACCCUCGGGAACGACCUCCGUGUCCUCCGCCGCCCGUGCCGCCCCCUCCCGCGCCUCGGGACUACAAACUGUUCUGGGGAGCGAUGACGGCCCUCGUGCUGGCGGGAGGCUUCGCUGCUUACGCCAAAACGUCCCCGGAGGUCAGAGAUUGGCUGACGAUCAAUGCUCCCUGGUUCGAUGACGUAAUCGCCGUCGCGUACCAGGAGAACAUGACCUACAAAGAGUUCAUAUUACAAUGCACUGAAGACGCCAAGAAGUAUUUGAAUAGUUACGUCCGAGACGACAAGCCCAAGCAGUGCUCGUUUGAGGAGGGAUCGGCACUGUCUAAUGUUGAGCUACCAGACCAGCCUGCAGAUCAGGCACUCCGCGAAAAGGAGAACGAGUCACCGUGCAACACCCUGCCUCCCCCCGUGGUCACUAAGGACGUGUGCGAGAUAGAGAAGUGUCUCACGGACUUGGCCGAUACCGCUCUCAACAAUUACGGGACGGCCCGCGACGCCUGCGCUUAUUAUAACAAGCUGGUCGAAGAGACAAUGCUAGAUUUCUCGAUGAGUUCCCUGGGAGAGCUGCGCCACGCGAUGCUGGAGCGGCAGGAUCUCGUCAAGACGUCCGUUGAUAACGCGAACUACGCUGUUUCUAGAUUAGAUGAGCUAACUCGCUACUUCGAGUGCGGAGUUCAAGCACCCAAGGAGUCCCUGGACAACACAAAGGCGUUACUGAAGGAUUAUCGGGACAAGAUCCAGACGACAAGCGCUAACUAUCAGUGGGAGAACGACAGAUCUCUCGCCAUGGACAAACAGUGGCAAAUGGUCGGCGAGGUCGUGGAGAAGUACAGCGCGGAGACUCAGCAGAUGUUCCCGGCGUCGCGCCGCGCCCAGACCGACACCGACCUGCUGCUCAUACACGCCACUAGAUAUAUGCAGCAGCUGGAGGGCGAGGUGCGGGAGGCGCGCGCCGCCAUGUCGGCCCGGGUCGCGCGCGGCCUGCUCACGCUCCCCCAGGACGAGCAGCAGCGGAGUGGCAGGGAGGUGCUGGUGCAGGCCGCCGUCAGGAGGAGGCGGACAGAGAUGGACAGGGAGUAUAGGAAACGGUCAGAGGAGCUUCGUGCUGCCAACGAGCACAUGAUAUCGGAGUGCUUGAAGAGGCAGCGCGCGGAGCACGAGGAGACGCUUCGACAGCGCGUGCUGCAGAAGGAGAUCGAGGCGAAGGCGAGAUUGAACAAGUUGAUUGCCGAGAAGGUCGCGACCGAGAAGCUGGUGCUCGCGGCGCAGCUCGCGGAGAUGAGGAGCAAACUGAACGUGGUCGAGGAGAAACUCAACGGGGAAGACGACGAGUUUGUCCGCACAGUUUUGAAGUCGAUACCGGACUACGUGCGGGACGAGGGGAUAGAACUGGAGUCUGUUCUCAGAAAGAAAUAUUAUGAGAUGGAGAAGGUGGCCUUAAAAGUGGCGCUAGUGGAAGAAGACGGGGCCCCGCUGUUCGUGUACUUCCUGUCGUGGCUGCAGUACAUGUUACUAUUCGUCAAGAUAUCCGGGAUCCCGCAGGCGGAGUACGAGAGCUCCACCGAUGUGCUGCCCGAAGAUUUGGACACAUUCGAUUUACUGCAGAGGGCGCGGUUAGAUGCUCUUGUUUAA
Bombyx mandarina (wild silkworm) is the source of this 1752-nucleotide messenger RNA. RefSeq names its product MICOS complex subunit Mic60. Gene Ontology annotation, cellular component: MICOS complex. The record is from RefSeq and is a predicted model, not a curated record. NCBI's taxonomy places the organism in Eukaryota, Metazoa, Arthropoda, Insecta, Lepidoptera, Bombycidae. Gene Ontology annotation, biological process: cristae formation.